AUGGGGCUUUCAACAUCUUUCUCGGCUUCCUUUCUUCUUCUUCUGGUUCUUGGGCUAUUUGUGGCCGAUGGGCAGCAAGUUCCUGCAUUGUUCAUAUUUGGGGACUCUAUUUUUGAUGUCGGUAACAAUAACAACCUCUUCACCUUUAUAAAAUCAAACUUCCCUCCUUAUGGAAGAGACUUUGACACUAGACUACCAACCGGAAGGUUCUGCAAUGGAAAGCUUGCCUCAGACAUUAUCGCUGCGGAAUACCUGGGGUUCACUUCUUAUCCACUAGCUUAUCUAAGCAGAGAAGCCACAGGAGAGAACCUCUUGAUUGGUGCAAACUUUGCUUCAGCUGCUUCUGGUUAUUUUGAUGCUACAGCAGACCUUUAUCAUGCGAUCCCAUUAAGCCAGCAGUUGGAGUACUACAGGGAGUAUAAGCCCAGGUUGGUGGAAAUAGCAGGGAGAUCAAAUGCUUCAACAAUAAUAUCUGGUGCACUCUACCUUCUUAGUGCCGGGAGCAGUGACUUUCUUCAGAACUAUUACAUUGACCCUCUUCUUCAAGUGGCCUAUUCUUUUGAUCGCUUCUCAGAAAUUCUCAUCCAAUCCUAUUCAAAUUUCAUUCAGAGGCUAUAUGCAUUGGGAGCAAGGAGAAUUGGAGUGACAUCACUGCCCCCAAUUGGAUGCCUGCCAGCAGCCAUCACAAUAUUUGGGUUGGGUGGCAACCAGUGUGUGGGCAGGUUAAACAAAGAUGCAGUUUCCUUCAAUAACAGGCUUAAUGCCACUUCUCAGAGGCUGAAAAAUCGCCUUUCUGGUCUCAAAUUGGUUGUCUUCGAUAUCUACCAGCCUCUUUUAAAUCUUUCCACAGAUCCUACAGCAAAUGGGUUUUUUGAGGCAAGGAGGGCUUGCUGUGGAACAGGAUUGUUAGAGACGUCAAUACUAUGCAAUCCAUUCUCUGUGGCUGCGGGCACAUGUGCGAAUGCAUCAGAUUACGUCUUCUGGGACGGUUUCCAUCCGACGGAGGCUGCAAACCGCAUUUUAGCCCGAACUUUGUCCGAUAGUGGCUAUGUGCUCGUCACCUAA
Alnus glutinosa is the source of this 1065-nucleotide messenger RNA. Its product is annotated as GDSL esterase/lipase At5g22810-like. Bases 1 to 1065 code for a protein of 354 amino acids. NCBI's taxonomy places the organism in Eukaryota, Viridiplantae, Streptophyta, Magnoliopsida, Fagales, Betulaceae. The transcript has 5 exons. Gene Ontology annotation, molecular function: hydrolase activity, acting on ester bonds. The record is from RefSeq and is a predicted model, not a curated record.